Peromyscus maniculatus bairdii (prairie deer mouse) is the source of this 2226-nucleotide messenger RNA. It is a transcript of the gene Ndufaf7, whose product is annotated as NADH:ubiquinone oxidoreductase complex assembly factor 7. Gene Ontology annotation, biological process: mitochondrial respiratory chain complex I assembly. Gene Ontology annotation, cellular component: mitochondrion. The record is from RefSeq and is a predicted model, not a curated record. Gene Ontology annotation, molecular function: protein-arginine omega-N symmetric methyltransferase activity. NCBI's taxonomy places the organism in Eukaryota, Metazoa, Chordata, Mammalia, Rodentia, Cricetidae.
GGGGCGUGUCCGGAAAUACCCUUCCUCCCCGCCCCCUCCAGGGCGGAGCCUGGCCCCGACGUGAUUGGGAAUGAAUGCUUUGGUGAGACGUGGAGUGGCCCGUGCGGGCAUCCCCUGUCUUUGGAGAGGGAAGUGCUUCAGCUCCGGGAAUGAGCCGGCGGAAAGCAACCGGGUGACGCCGAUGCUGAGGCAUCUGAUGUAUAAAAUAAAGUCCACAGGUCCCAUCACCGUGGCCGAGUACAUGAAGGAGGUUUUGACCAACCCAGCCAAGGGAUAUUACGUGCAUCAUGAUAUGCUAGGGGAAAAAGGAGACUUCAUUACUUCACCCGAAAUAAGUCAAAUCUUUGGGGAGCUACUAGGGAUAUGGUUCGUUAGUGAAUGGAUGACCUCUGGAAAAAGUCCAGCUUUCCAGCUGGUGGAACUGGGUCCAGGUCGGGGGACCCUCACUGGAGAUAUUUUGAGGGUGUUCAGUCAGCUUGGGUCCAUGCUAAAAACCUGUGACAUUUCAAUACACCUAGUAGAGGUGAGCCAGAAAUUAAGUGAGAUUCAAGCACAGGCACUGACUGAGGAGAAGCUCCCUGUGGAGAGAGAUGCCGAAUCCCUGGUGUACAUGAAAGGUGUCACUAAGUCUGGGAUCCCCGUCUCCUGGUACCGAGAUCUGAAGGAUGUUCCUAAAGGAUACAGCUUUUAUCUCGCACACGAGUUUUUGGAUGUUCUUCCCGUGCAUAAAUUUCAGAAAACACCACAAGGAUGGAGAGAAGUGCUUGUUGAUAUCGACCCCCAAGUUUCUGAUAAACUGAGGUUCGUCUUGGCGCCUUGUGCGACGCCAGCAGAAGCCUUCAUACAACACGAUGAAAGAAGGGACCAUGUGGAAGUGUGUCCCGACGCUGGGGUUAUUAUACAGGAACUUUCUCAACGCAUUGCAUCAAGCGGAGGUGCUGCUCUGAUUGCCGACUACGGUCACGAUGGGACAAAGACAGACACCUUCAGAGGGUUUUGUGGACACCAGCUUCAUGAUGUCUUAACUGCUCCUGGAACAGCAGAUCUGACAGCUGAUGUGGACUUCAGUUACCUGCGCAGAAUGGUACAAGGAAAAGUAGCCUCUCUGGGUCCAGUAGAGCAGCGAACGUUUUUAAAAAACAUGGGCAUUGAUGUCCGGCUAAAGGUUCUUUUAGAUAAAGCAGACGAGCCAUCCACGAAGCGGCAGUUACUUCAGGGGUAUGACAUGUUAAUGAACCCUCAGAAGAUGGGAGAGAGAUUCAACUUCUUUGCCUUGCUACCUCAUCAGAGACUUCAUGGUGCAGGUCAAGAAAGGAAUGCCUGUCAGUCAAAGACCCCUGCAUCAUCUGUAGCUGGGUUUGAUGACCUUGUUUGGCAGUGAUAUUUCAGCUUGGACUGUUUAUUCUUCAGUGUGCUUUAAAAAUCAAAAUAAAAGAAACUCAUUUUGUAUAUUGAAGGUAAUGACAGUGUUCAAACUGUCUCUUUGCAGUCAAUAAACAUAGCCUUUUAUAUAAAAUACAAUCAAAAUAGUUGGAUGUUCAAGGCUAUAUGUAACUAACUCUUGGUAUAAUUGUUUUUAACCUAGUGAGGUAGUUUAUUGUGAUAUCAAGUUUCCUUUAGUCAAGCUAGUUGUUGUAUUUCUAUUUACUUUUUUUUUUCCUUCGAGACGGUUUCUCUGUGUAGCUUUGUGCCUUUCCUGGAACUCAUUCUGUAGCCCAGGCUGGCCUUGAACUCACAGAGAUCUGCCUGCCUCUGCCUCCCGAGUGCUGGGAUUAAAGGCGUGAGCCACCAUCACCCGGCCUCUAUUUACUUUUUAAAAACACAUGAGCACUGGUUGGUUUGUUGGAAACUGCAAAUACGGUAAAUGGCUAUUUCCAGGGAUCUGAGUCAUCAGCUCUGCAUAUUAUUUUUAAAAAAGGGAAAAGCCGUAUACUCUGAUAGAAGAAUCUCCAAGGUUUAGUAAAUAGAAGUCAGACGUGAGUUUCUACAGUUAUGAUUCUGAUUUUGCUGAAGGAGACAGUUAAAUGAAUAUGCCAGUAUGACUUUUAGUUUUCUGUUCUCGGUGUGCACAGGCCGAGAAAAGAUGAAGGACUGAACAGCUGGGCAGGGAAUCAGCAGUGAAUUCCCCAAUCUGGAAGCAGGGAUCAGAAGGUUUACACAUGCUUCUGUGGAUUUAAGUAAAGAUUCAUUCUAAAAUUGUAAAGAAGUAAUAAAAACCAUAGUUUU